Mus caroli (Ryukyu mouse) is the source of this 1318-nucleotide messenger RNA. It is a transcript of the gene Gprc5a, whose product is annotated as G protein-coupled receptor class C group 5 member A. Gene Ontology annotation, molecular function: protein kinase activator activity; G protein-coupled receptor activity. Lineage: Eukaryota; Metazoa; Chordata; Mammalia; Rodentia; Muridae. Gene Ontology annotation, cellular component: intracellular membrane-bounded organelle; signaling receptor complex; extracellular exosome. Gene Ontology annotation, biological process: G protein-coupled receptor signaling pathway. The record is from RefSeq and is a predicted model, not a curated record.
CCCAGUAGCCAGGGGUUGAGCGCUCUCACCUUUCACGCGUGAGUCGCAAGUUCUCGGUUCACCCCGAGCGCCGCGGCGCCCAGGACCAACCAGAAUGGCUACUCCUAGAGCUGCCCCUAGCGGUUGCCGCUCAGACCUGGAUUCCAGGUACCACAGACUUUGUGACCUGGCGGAAGGCUGGGGCAUCGCCUUGGAAACACUGGCUGCAGUCGGGGCUGUGGCUACCGUGGCUUGCAUGUUUGCACUCGUUUUCCUCAUCUGCAAAGUGCAGGACUCCAACAAAAGAAAGAUGCUCCCCACCCAGUUCCUCUUCCUCCUGGGAGUGCUAGGGGUCUUUGGCCUCACCUUCGCCUUCAUCAUCAAGCUGGAUGGGGCCACAGGACCCACGCGCUUCUUCCUCUUCGGAGUCCUCUUCGCCAUCUGCUUCUCUUGCCUCCUGGCCCACGCUUUCAACUUGAUCAAGUUGGUCCGAGGGAGGAAGCCCCUGUCGUGGCUUGUGAUCCUCAGCCUGGCGGUGGGCUUCAGCCUGGUCCAGGAUGUCAUUGCCAUUGAAUACCUGGUCCUCACCAUGAACAGGACCAACGUCAAUGUCUUUUCUGAGCUGCCUGCUCCUCGGCGCAAUGAGGACUUUGUCAUGCUCCUCAUUUACGUGCUCCUCUUGAUGGUGCUGACCUUCUUCGCAUCCUUCUUGGUUUUCUGUGGAUCCUUCUCUGGCUGGAAGAGACACGGGUUCCACAUAUGCUUCACCUCGUUCCUCUCCAUCGCCAUCUGGGUGGCCUGGAUCGUUCUGCUCCUGAUUCCCGACAUUGACCGGAAAUGGGAUGAUACCAUUCUCAGCACAGCCUUGGUGGCCAAUGGCUGGGUUUUCCUGGCGUUUUAUAUCUUGCCCGAGUUUCGACAGCUUCCAAGGCAACGGAGCCCCACUGAUUACCCAGUUGAAGAUGCUUUCUGUAAACCUCAGCUCAUGAAGCAGAGCUAUGGUGUGGAGAACAGAGCCUACUCCCAAGAGGAAAUCACCCAAGGUCUUGAGAUGGGGGACACACUCUAUGCACCUUAUUCCACCCAUUUUCAGCUGCAGAAUCACCAAAAAGAUUUCUCUAUCCCGAGGGCCCAGGCCCCGGCCAGUCCGUACAAUGACUAUGAAGGGCGCAAAGGCGACAGCUAACUGUUGGGAAGAGUGGGACAACCAGAGGCAGGUAGCAGGUCCAGCCAGGAAUCCUGCUGAUGUGAACUGAACCCAGGGCAUCCUAGGGAAACUGUACAGAGAGGCUUGCAACCUGCCCAGCACACCGCCAUCUUGCCUGGGGCUGCUAAGCCU